Dendrobium catenatum is the source of this 2620-nucleotide messenger RNA. Its product is annotated as two-component response regulator ORR21. Gene Ontology annotation, biological process: cytokinin-activated signaling pathway; phosphorelay signal transduction system. NCBI's taxonomy places the organism in Eukaryota, Viridiplantae, Streptophyta, Magnoliopsida, Asparagales, Orchidaceae. Gene Ontology annotation, molecular function: DNA binding. The coding region runs from base 231 to 2264 and encodes 677 amino acids. The transcript is spliced from 6 exons. The record is from RefSeq and is a predicted model, not a curated record.
UUUUCUUCACCUCCCCACUGCCGCAAUCUCCCUACCUUUGCUUCCUUUUCCCCUUCCUACGAGUCGUAACGCUUUGUCUCUCUUCUUCUUCUCCAAAUCAUCGAAGAAUCUAGCUGGAAAUCUCCUUAGGGCAUCAGAUCCGCUGCCAAUUGCACGACGCAGCGCGAAUUUCGCCGGCUGGAUGAUUCGUUUAGUCUGUGUGGUGAGGGAGUAGAGAUUUGCAUGGUGCGAUGGCGGCGAUUCAGAAGCUGUCGGUCCAGAACGCGAACGCGGGGGGCAGCUACAGCUCGUGCCGAGUGGACGCCGGCGAGUCAACGGCGUUAGUGGCUCCGGAGCUGUUCCCGGCGGGGCUCAGGGUCCUCGUCGUGGAUGAUGACGUCACGUGUCUGAAGAUCCUCGAGCACAUGCUCCAGAAAUGCCGGUACCAUGUUACGACUUGUUCUGAAGCCUUGAAAGCAUUAUCCCUUCUUCGAGAAAGGAAGGGUAGUUUUGAUGUGGUAAUCAGUGACGUUCACAUGCCUGACAUGGAUGGAUUUAAGCUACUUGAACUUGUUGGUCUUGAAAUGGACCUGCCAGUUAUUAUGAUGUCAGCUGAUGGGAGAACUAGUGCCGUGAUGAGAGGAAUAAAGCAUGGAGCAUGUGAUUAUUUAAUAAAGCCCGUACGAAUAGAAGAGUUAAAGAACAUUUGGCAGCAUGUUGUUCGAAAGAAGUGGAAUGAAAGUAAAGAUGUGGAACAUUCAGGCAGCUUUGAGGAUUCUGACCGCCAGAGACGUGUGGGUGAUGAAGCUGAAUAUGAUUCUUUAGUAAAUGAAGGAACAGAUGGCUCAUGGAAAACUCCGAAGAAGAAAAGGGAUUCUAAAGACGAUGAAGAAGAUGGUGAGCUGGAAAAUGAAGAUCCUUCGGCAUCAAAGAAACCACGAGUGGUGUGGUCAGUGGAACUUCAUCAGCAAUUUGUUAAUGCUGUUAACCAACUUGGCAUAGACAAGGCUGUCCCAAAGAGAAUUCUGGAAUUAAUGAAUGUUCCUGGUUUAACUAGGGAAAAUGUGGCUAGCCAUUUACAGAAAUUCAGAUUGUAUUUGAAGAGAAUAAGUGGCGUGACUCAACAUCAAAGUGCACUUUCUAAUCCGUUUUGUAGCCCUGUGGAGCCAAAUACAAAAGUUGGUUCGUUAGGAAGACUUGACUUCCACUCCCUCACUGCUACAGGUCAAAUACCUCCACAGACUCUUGCCGUCUUACAUGCAGAGCUCUUAGGUCGACCUUCAGGGAACGUAGUAUUGCCUGUGAUAGAUUCACCAAUCCUUUUGCAAGCUUCAAGCCAAAACUCAAAGUUUUUGCCUGUCGAAAAGGAAAUUGCAUUUGGUCAGCCUCUAUUUCAAUGCCAAUCUGGAAUAUCAAAACCGUUUCCUCCAUCUGGAAUUAAUUCUCAAGACGUCCCAUCCAGCUUUUCAUCUUGGCCAUCUAAUCAGCUCGGUGUCACAGGUUCCAACAGUGAACUUGGGGAUAUAAGCAACACGCAAAAUAAUAAUUUAUUGAUGCAAAUGUUGCAGCAUCAACAAGAACCAUUUAAUCUUGUGGUAUCGGAAUCGCAUAAUGCAAUUAAUGUGCGGCCUUCAUGUCUUGUAGUUCCAACCCAGUUACCAAACAAUUUAAACGGUGGAAAUUGCUCUAUGCCAGUAAAUAAGAACUCUAUGGUUGUAGCCCCACAAACAUCAAAUUCUACCUUUAAUGGAAGUAGUAUUACCUUUGAUUAUAACAUCCUUUCUUCUCAGCCAAACAAUGUGCCAUUGAGCAUGGGACGAGUCGCAGAUGGAGAUUUCAAGAAGAUUGGCCUUUUAAGUAGCUACUCAACUCCAGCUUCCGUGUCAUCGCCGUCAGUUUCAUCUGGUUCAGUUUGCACUAAUGGCGGUGCUGGUUGGAGGUUGCAUAAUUCUAACAUGAAUUUUGAUUCUCUUAAUAGGUCACCUGGUCACUUACCUAACUUGUGCAUUCCGGGUACUGAGGUGAAGUCAGGGACAUCAGUUAAUUAUGAACAUGCAAGGAAUCUGGGCUUUGUUGGUAAAGGUACUUGUCUACCUAGUAGAUUUGCUGUCGAUGACAUUGAAUCUCCUACAAAUGACUGGAAUAACAUAAAGACAAGUGUGUUUGAUGAUGUGGAUAAAGUAAAGCAAGAGCUCAAUUUGGAUUUUUUGGAGGGCUCUAAAGUUGAAAAAACUAUGCUGCCAACUUUCCCCUCAAACGAUUUUAUGGGUGUCCUGUCCAAGUAGAGAUUCUCAGGCGAGAUGCUUCCUUAAAUCAUAGGAGUGCUUAUCUCAUCCCAAUUCAUCACAGGAUCAAAUGAUCAACGAUUUGCCUUUUGUUGCAGUAUAUGAGCCCAGAUAUUAGACCAUACUUUGGAUAUUUAGGAGGGACCGUAGAGAUAGCAGUCUUGAUAUAUCGUUGCUUCUCUUUUGUUCAUUGUUCAAUAGGUAGCUUUGGAACAGUAAGUAUUUGUUUUGUACAAUAAUGUUUCUAUGCAAUUGAAGAAAGCAAAAAUUAUACGGCUUUCAAUAGUUUUUUUGGGCUGUUUCCUCCUAACUUAAUGAUGCUCACAAAAUAAACCUGUUGGAUUCAGCUUCUUGAA